AUGAAUGUGACAUCGUUUGUUGAAGACAAUUGGUUCAAUGAUAUUCAAUAUGGUAAUAAAGGUGCUGCUUUAUUUAUUAUAACUUAUAUUGGUUUUUAUGGUUUGAGUAUAAUAUGUUUAUUUGGUCAACAAUUAAAACAAACUCAACGACAACGUCAAGAAUUACCUGUUCAUUUUUUAAAAACACUAUGGGAUGUACCAAAUAAAAACCGACUUUAUCAAGAAUUAGCUGAUGUUGAACGUUUAAAACGAAUAUUUCGUUGUUAUUUUGCUGAUCAUGAAACAUAUACAACAAUCGGACAUGAUGAUCUUCAAGCAAUGGUUGAAGAACGUGCAUAUAAAUGUGCUUUAAGAUAUCGACAAAAAUUACGACGUCUUCAUUUAUCUCAUACGGAUUAUCUUGAUACAGUGAAACAGUCAAUAGACAAUGAUGCAGAAGAAAAAUUGUCAAAAUCUACUGUAUUAACACAUACAAAUAUUCAAAUUACAACAAUUGAUGAUAUGAAUAGAAAAGAAAAUGAAAAUCAAAUUUUAUCGAUUUCUGUUGUUUGA
Molecule: messenger RNA, 552 nt
Organism: Rotaria sp. Silwood2
Lineage: Eukaryota; Metazoa; Rotifera; Eurotatoria; Philodinida; Philodinidae
Source: the annotation of a GenBank genome assembly